UUGAGCGGCUGGUUAACAGGUGGAGCUUUGGGGGAACAGUGAGAGGGCUGUGUGGAGUGCUGCUGCACCCUGAGACACUUUGAGGACUGUUGCAGGAGCCAGCAGCAUGUUGAAGAUCCAGACGUGGGUGCUUCUCUUGGUUCUCUGCGCUGGGAGCUUGGAGGCCUGGUUGUGGUUCUCAGAUCCAGAACCCACCACAGAAAUCCCAACAGAGACAGCGGCAACAGGAACGACAGGUGCCACCACGACACCCAAUGGCACAAAGAAGACGGAUGAGGAGGAGGAUGACAACUUGUCCGGGGUUGGGGAAGAAAUCAUCAACAUGGCCACGGGAAUCCGUAAGUUUGUGGAGGCAUGGGACGCGACCCCAACCACCGGGACUACUAAUGGAGGCCUGACAGAGAAGGUGGAGAGCGCUAACCCUAACAAGACGGAGGAAAGUGGCAUCACCUUGCUCCAGCUGAUCGGAGACCCUCCACCAGCUGACAUCACCAGGGCCUACGGGCCGAGGGGGGAGACCGCCUAUGUCUUCACACCUGCGGCGGUGUCGGGCCAGCCAGCUCUGGUCCACGUCCCCAACCCUUUCUACCGCCACUUCUCUCUCCUCUUUCACAUCAAGCCCUCCACUCCCGCCGCCUCCGUCCUCUUCUCCAUCACUGACGGGCCGCAGAGGCUCAUGUACAUCGGUGUCAAGCUCAGUGAGGUGCAGUCCGGCCGUCAGAGGGUGCAGUUCUUCUACACCGAACCCGACUCUGAGGCUUCGUACGAGGCGGUCAGCUUUGACGUGCCAAGCAUGGUGGACACCUGGAGUCGGUUCUCGCUGUCUGUGUUUGAGGAGCAGGUUACCUUCUACCUCGGCUGCGACUCUGAGCCUCGUGUGGUGCGGUUUGAGCGCUCCCCGGACCCCAUGGAGUUUGACACGGGGGCGGGGAUCUUUGUGGGUCAGGCAGGAGGAGCCGAUGCUGACAAGUUCCAGGGGGAGAUGGCAGAGCUGAAAGUGGUGGGAGACCCUCAGGCAGCUGAGCGCCUGUGUGAUGACGAAGACGACUCCGACGCUGCCUCUGGAGACUUUGGUAGCGGUGACGGCGAGAGGAGAGAGACGGGACACACUGUGAGGACCACCCCCGCCCCCUCCCGUCCAGUACCUGAGCCCCCGCUCACAUCCUCACAGGGAACCAGAGUGAAGGAAACAGGUCCCAAUGGUGCUAAAGGUGAGAAAGGUGACAGAGGAGACAAAGGGUCAAAGGGGGACGAAGGCCCCGCAGGACCAAAGGGAGAAUCAGGGUCCAGCUUUGGCUCUGGUGUCUCCUCUCAGGGCGGAGGACGAGGAGAGAAGGGUGAAAAAGGUGCAAAGGGAAGUUCUGGCUUUGGAUACCCUGGAAAUAAAGGAGAAAGUGGUGCUCAGGGGCCUCCCGGGCCCCCUGGUCCUCCCGGCCCUGCAGCUGAGGUGGUCCGACUCGGGGAUGGCUCUGUUGUGCAGCAGGUGGCUGGACCCCCCGGACCUCCAGGAUCGCCAGGGUUGGACGGCGCCAAAGGACCUCCAGGAGCUGAUGGAGAGCCUGGUGACCCAGGAGAGGACGGAAAAGCUGGUCCAGCUGGUCCACAAGGUCCCCCAGGAAAUCCAGGAACACUUGGUGCCAAAGGCCAAAAGGGCGACCGUGGAGAGGGUCAACCAGGACCUAGAGGACCCCCAGGUCCACCGGGACCUCCCGGACCUGGCACUGGUGAUCGCCCAACGUUUGUUGACAUGGAGGGCUCCGGAUUCCCAGACCUGGACAAAAUCCGGGGUCCCCGCGGUCCUCCCGGUGUCCCAGGUCCUCCGGGCCCUCCUGGGAUCCCUGGUAAUUCAGUGGCACUGGGUCCCAAUGGUCCCAUAGCCUUUGGACCCCCUGGACCACCUGGACAAGAUGGAGUACCUGGUCUGCCAGGCCCCCCAGGUCCACCUGGUGUACCUGGUCAACCCGGAGUCAGAGGACAGAAGGGUGACUGCGCUGAGCUCGGGCUUCCAGGAGCAGCUGGAGAAAAGGGUUCUCAGGGUGACCCAGGACAGGUGGGUCAACCAGGGCAGACAGGGCUUGCAGGGCUUCCAGGUCCCAUGGGACCAGUUGGACCUCCAGGACCUCCAGGACCACCGGGACCACCUUACCGUGUUGGACAUGGUGACCAUGAUGGAUACGAGUCGAUCAAUGGCUUGCCUGGAGUCAGCGGCCCACCUGGACCACAGGGUCCUGCUGGUAUCGCAGGUCUACCUGGUAAGCCUGGUUUGCCAGGUAGCCAUGGAGACAAGGGAGCGGAGGGACCAAGAGGACCAGCUGGGAUCCCAGGCGUUGACGGAUUCCCUGGACAGUCGGGUCAAAAAGGAGACAGAGGAGAGAAGGGAGAGAUGGGUCUUCCAGGGCGAGACGGUGGACCACCUGGACCUCCAGGACCUCCCGGAACUCCAGGACAGAUCAUCUACCAGAACACAGGGGAUUAUAACGACGUAUAUUGGAGCGAAGGGUGGCAGGGGGGACCAGGUAUUCCAGGUCGGGCAGGAUUCCCGGGGCCUGUGGGACCAAAAGGAGACAAAGGAGAUUCUGGUCCUCCAGGAUAUGCACCUAAAGGACAGAAAGGAGAGCCUGGUGUCAUUAUGGGGCCUGAUGGCAGACCCAUGUACCUGGGUGGCCUGGCAGGACAGCCGGGUGAGAUGGGACCUCCCGGCCCUGUGGGACCCUCAGGUUCACAUGGCCCUGAAGGUCAGAAGGGAGAGAUCGGGCUCCCGGGCCGACCGGGUCGGCCAGGGCUGAACGGCGUCAAAGGAGAGAAGGGAGAUUCAGGCACUGGAUCCGAAUAUGGAUACCCUGGUCCCCCAGGUCCACCAGGCCCCCCUGGACCUCCUGGAGCUCCUGUUCCCAUCGACAGACUCAGAGGAUAUGACGAUUACUCCAGAUAUAACCCCGCUGUUAAAGGAGAGAAAGGUGACCGUGGACUACCAGGGAUUCCAGGUCUUGGGUCGAACUAUGACAUCUACACUUUAAAGAAUGAGUUGAAGGGUGAAGUUGGAAGUCCUGGCUUGAAAGGAGAGAAAGGAGAACCGGGAGGAGGAUAUUAUGACCCCCGCUAUGGAGGGAGUCAUGGAGCCCCAGGAGUGCCUGGGCCCCCGGGCCCUAAAGGUGACUCCAUCGUUGGACCCCCAGGCCCUCAGGGGCCACCUGGGUCACCAGGAAGAGGCUAUGAUGGGCAACCUGGACCACCAGGGCCACCUGGACCUCCAGGACCCUAUAUAACUGGAUCCCACCGGGGCACACAGACUAUCAGUAUUCCUGGGCCACCGGGACCACCUGGAGUGCCUGGACUACCUGGAUCCUCCUCUGGGGUGACAGUGCUGAGGUCUUAUGAUACCAUGACAGCCACCGCUAGAAGACAACCUGAGGGCUCUCUGGUCUACAUUUUAGACCAAACAGAUCUCUACUUACGGGUCCGAGAUGGAGUUCGACAGGUCCAGCUCGGGGGCUACAUUGCUUUGCCCAGUGGUGAUGGUAAUGAGGUUGCAGCUGUUGAGCCCCCACCAGUCAUCCCCUUCACUCCAGACCACCACUCCAACCCUGACUCCCAAAGCCCACCUGACACCGAGUCACAGCCUGACAUGCAUCAUCAUACACACGCAGACCCCCGAUACCCGUCAAACCCUGAUCCUAGAUACCCAACCCACCCGGAUCCCCGAUACCACCCGGAUCCCCGAUACCACCCUGACCCACGAUACCACCCUGACGCGCGGCAUCAGCCGGACCCACGGUACCCAGCACCAACAGAUCCAAGGUUUCCAAGUUAUGCAGACCGACUAAACCAACCAGACGGUAGGUAUUCAGUCGAUACGGCCCAGGAACACCCUACAUACCCGGCUGCUCGCUACCCAGUCACCCCUCAGCGAAGACCACCUCCUCCUGUGCCCCAGACUCCAGUCCACCAUCACACUUCAGGUCCAGGGCUCCACCUGAUCGCUCUGAACAGCCCUCAGACUGGCUCCAUGAGAGGCAUCCGCGGUGCAGACUUCCUGUGCUUCACCCAGGCUCAGGCCAUCGGGAUGAAGGGAACUUUCCGGGCUUUCCUGUCCGCCAGACUCCAGGAUCUCCACAGCGUCGUCCGCAGGGCAGACAGAGACCAUUUGCCAAUACUCAACCUGAAGGAUGAGGUUCUGUUUGACAACUGGGACGCCAUCUUCAAUGAUGGCAGAAUGAAGGAUAACGUGCCGAUCUACUCCUUUGAUGGCAAGAAUGUUCUCAGUGACGGCACAUGGCCAGAGAAGAUGAUGUGGCACGGGUCGACCAGCACCGGUCAGCAGCAUGUCGAUGGCUUCUGCGAGACGUGGCGUGUGGGCGACCGGGCGCUCAACGGCAUGGCGUCGGCGCUGCAGAGCGGCAGUCUGCUCCAGCAGAGCUCCAGCAGCUGCUCCAGCUCCUACGCCGUGCUGUGCAUCGAGAACAGCCUCGGCCACUCUAAGAGAUAGACACACACACACACACACACACACACACACACACACACACACACACCACACUGGACAAAGGAAAAUCUGAAAGCGUUCAGCCAGGCUUUUGUCCACACACACUCUUAUCUGUCUUUGCACUGUACGUGGUGCUUUGUAAAUAAGUUUUUUCUAAUUAAUAAUUAGUUUAUGUUUGUUAGCCCCUCUUAUAUGGUGCUAUACAGGAUUAUCCCACAUGUUGAACCUAAGUUAAGCUCAGGUGACCUACAGUAACACACACUCUGGCAGCCUUAAAAGGUGACUGUGUUUCAAAAGGUGCAGCUUCAUCAACACUUUUUGGUGUUUGUGACGUGUCAGCUAGUAUAUUGAAAUUAGCAUGUUUGGUGCUAGCUAGCGAAGCCAUGUUUUUAUUUCUGAUUCCUGCUUUGACCCCAGAACAGUGGAGGUGAAUUGACUUGUCUGUGGUUUUCACAGCACUGAAAAUUCAAUUUAUAGAAUUUAACAGCGACUUUCUUUUUCAGAAACAGUGUCCUGAUUAAUUUGGAUAAUUGACAGGGUUCAUAGGGACUAUUUGUCUGGUAGAAAGUAGUUCCAAACCCAUCAACAGUGUGGUGGAUCGAUUAUCCAAAAUAACAAGGACACAGCUCUUAUUUAUAACCAAAACAUUCAAAUCAUGAACUAAGCUUCAGUGUUUCUGAAAAAUAAAUACCUAGGAGCUUUUUAAAAAGGUUUAACAAGACUAAUCUAAUUUGAAGGUAUUUCUGGACUCCUCAAAGACUCUUCUCACCAUCUGGAUGAAAUAAUGUUCAGUUUGAUGCACAAUAAAAAGGAUUUUUAACCUAUUUCCCACUCCUUUCAAAUCAAAGAUGAAACUAAACAAAGAUGGCAGCCUGAAAUUACAAAAGUAACUAGUUUUAUUAUCAGUUAUAUUUGUCUCAACUGAUUUCUACAUUUUCAGACAGAAAAACACACAUUUUUGUAUUGAUCAAAAAGAGCAAAGCUUCCUAGAUGGAACAAGCAAAGGAGUCUUUGAGGAUUUUGGACAUUUUCUUUUCUAAACGACCUUCUGGGUGUCUUAAAGGUCUCCGGGUGUUUAUUUUUAAGAAAGGUUUAUACUAUGAGUGUAAUAUAAUGGUAAUAUCUCAGAGAGGGGAUACACCACUGAAUGAUGUCUUAACUACACAUACACAUUUCAUGUUUACUGCCUGCAUUUAACCAAAAAACUGUGUCAUGAAAAUAUUAACAUGCGAAAUUUACAGCUCAAGUACCUGAAAAUCAGUGUUAAAAAUCAUUUCAGCAAGGUUUCCUGUGGCUUAAAUAUGACAUUUACUUUGAUAUUCAGUAUUUGCUGCAGGGGAUUAUGGAGCGAUUGUUUAUCUCUUCAAACAGUGCAGUCAUCAACACAUUUCAGCGUCCAACAGUGAGAUAAACAUUGUAUAUGAAAUGUAUGUUGUUGUUCUUAACUUCUUUUCUCUGUAACCCACAGCACUUGAGUAAUAACCGUUUCAUUUGUUUUACAUGGGAAGAUAUUUUUAGCAAUAACAAAGGGAUAUUUAUUUUUUAUAAACUGUGCUCUUUUCUAGUUCAACUACAAUGUGUGAUGUGAAUGCUCUCACAGAGGAUAAUAACAUUUCCAAAUAUAUCCAGAAAAUGUGCAAAAACAAACAAAGAUGUUGAAUAUGUGUUGUUGUGAUCCUGAAAAAAAAUCAGGGAGAAGUUUCCCACUGAUAUAAAGUUUGUGCACAUAGUAAGCAAACAAAUAAAAUUAAUGUACAGAUAUCCGGAAAAGGAUUCAGCCAUAAAUGUUUAUGCACUGUAGCUUGUUAAUUAUUUAGCUUCUUAUAUGAGAGCAGUACAGUAAAUGCACUGCAGCUAGCUCCUUGGCGUCUCCACUUCGUCAGUUUCUGGAGGCUAGAAAGAUAUUUUCAUGUACUAACAGAGUCAUAACUAAUACAGUAAGAUGUGUAUUAACCCCUGCAGAUUGUAAUCUGUCUCCAUUUUGUUAUGUGAGCAACAUUUCUCAAAUGCUGCAGCUCAUUGAAUAAAUCUGU
Molecule: messenger RNA, 6516 nt
Organism: Seriola dumerili (greater amberjack)
Lineage: Eukaryota; Metazoa; Chordata; Actinopteri; Carangiformes; Carangidae
Product: collagen alpha-1(XVIII) chain-like
Exons: 41
Coding region: 107-4486 (1459 amino acids)
Source: RefSeq, a predicted model, not a curated record